This is a messenger RNA of Marchantia polymorpha subsp. ruderalis, 1804 nucleotides long. The record is from the annotation of a GenBank genome assembly. Lineage: Eukaryota; Viridiplantae; Streptophyta; Marchantiopsida; Marchantiales; Marchantiaceae.
CGGCCCCGCGUUUCCCUUCUUCGAGUCUCGAGUCUCGAGAGAGAGAGAGAUCAAACGCUCGAUCGAUCCGUCGAGCCAUCAUCGAUUACAAGAGACAGCAGUGCGAGAAAUCGAGCCGGCGCAGAAGAUCUGUCCGGGCAGGCGUCGAAGGCAGGAGGAGAGAGCUGUCAGUGGCCGCGGAAACGAGAUGGGGCGUGCCGAGGAGGCUCCUUACCGGAGGGCGGGGGGAGCAGGAGUGGGCGGGGGCGACGGUCUGAGAAACUAUUAUUUGGGGCAUACCCAUGACCUUCUGUUGCAAUUGCGAGUGAAGACUCAUAAUCUUCACCGUCUCGAAGCUCAGCGCAAUGAUCUGAACUCGAAAGUGAGAAUGCUCAGAGAGGAGUUGCAGUUGUUGCAAGAGCCUGGUUCCUACGUGGGUGAAGUUGUUAAAGUUAUGGGCAAGACUAAAGUUCUUGUGAAGGUUCACCCUGAAGGCAAAUAUGUCGUUGAUAUUGACAAGAAUAUUGAUAUCAACAAAAUCACUCCUUCCACUCGUGUUGCUCUUCGUAAUGACAGCUAUGUGCUACAUCUUAUCUUGCCCAGCAAGGUAGAUCCUCUCGUCAAUCUGAUGAAGGUCGAAAAAGUUCCAGACUCUACUUAUGACAUGAUUGGUGGACUUGAUCAGCAAAUCAAGGAAAUCAAGGAGGUUAUUGAGCUGCCCAUCAAACAUCCGGAGCUGUUUGAGAGUCUUGGAAUUGCCCAACCUAAGGGUGUUCUUCUAUACGGACCACCCGGAACGGGAAAGACACUCCUUGCCAGAGCGGUGGCACAUCACACAGACUGUACAUUUAUCAGGGUUUCAGGUUCCGAGCUUGUGCAAAAGUACAUUGGAGAGGGUUCUCGUAUGGUUCGUGAAUUGUUUGUGAUGGCUAGAGAACAUGCUCCUUCUAUCAUCUUCAUGGACGAAAUUGAUAGUAUUGGAUCAGCACGAAUGGAAUCUGGUAAUGGCAAUGGGGACAGUGAGGUUCAGCGAACUAUGCUGGAGCUGCUUAAUCAGCUUGAUGGAUUCGAAGCAUCGAACAAAAUUAAGGUAUUGAUGGCCACAAAUCGAAUUGAUAUCCUCGAUCAAGCUUUACUCCGACCUGGACGUAUUGACCGGAAAAUUGAGUUCCCAAAUCCGAGUGAGGAGUCUCGAUUGGACAUUCUUAAGAUUCAUUCGAGGAGGAUGAAUCUUAUGCGAGGUAUAGACUUGAAGAAAAUUGCAGAGAAGAUGGGCGGCGCGUCAGGAGCCGAAUUGAAGUCCGUGUGUACAGAAGCAGGAAUGUUUGCACUGCGGGAACGUCGUGUACAUGUGACGCAGGAAGACUUUGAAAUGGCCGUAGCUAAGGUUAUGAAAAAGGAGACUGAGAAGAAUAUGUCUUUGAAGAAGCUGUGGAAGUAGGACGGUUUCCUUGAAAUGUUCACUUAUUGUAGAGACAAAAUGUUGAACUCCUGUAAUGAUAAUAACCAUUCUCUUCUGAGAUAUGUCAUACUGGAGAUUCAGAUCGGGCAGGACUGCCAAUGAUGACCUGUCAUUAGUUUCUGUCGGUAUUGUUUUGGGCUCAUCUUGUACAAAGAUCUGAGAUGAAGUGAAGCUAGUUAUAAACUUUUGUCGAUCUCUCGAUCCACUACGUGCACCAAUGACAGAAAAUGGAGAAGAUUUCCGGGUGAGUACCUGACCCGCAGAAGCACGAAUGGAUAUUUCAUGAUGUUCAACCGAGGAAGAAAAACAACGAAGAUCUGGAUGUGACUCAUUGACUUUUCUGGUUGGAUAUAUAUAAGUGCA